GGCAAACUGUCAGAAAAAAAACUAGCCAACUGACGUGGAAUUGUAAGUUUGCUUUUGCUUUUAAAUUUGUGCUUUGAAACGCGUUUAAACCGUGCACAACUUGAGCAAUUGGACAGACACAAGGCUAACGGAAGGGCAGCAAGCAAUAGCAAAGAGAUUAACGUGUCUAAGGGACCAAACGUACGCGAACUUUGAGCUGCAAUUUAAAGUUUUGUGUUUGUGUGCGUGUGUGAAAGUUGUGAGCCGUGAGCAAUGAAUCCCAAUAUGUACGGCGCGCCACCGCCGCAAUUCCAACAGCCACUGCCACCGCAGCAGCAGCAGCAACCACAAUUCGCUCCGCCGCCAGUAAGUGGAGCUCCAGGUUGGCCACCACAGCAGCAGCAGCAGCAACAGCAAGCGCCGCCUACAAUGCAGCCACCACAGCAGCAGCAGCAACAACAACAGCAAAUGCAGCCGCCUCCACAGCAGCAGCAACAACAACAACCACAAUAUGGCGCACCAACGUCACAGCCCUAUGUCAAUGGAAAUUAUGAGCAGCAGCUGACGACAUCAAUGAGCGGCCUGGGCGUAAGCGGCAAUCCACUGAAGCCCGCGAUGCCACCAACUGCAGCACCACCAAACGCUGCUGCGCCGUACAAUCAAUUCAACUCUAAUGCAGCGCUGCCGCCGACUUCGAUGCCCACGUCGCAGCCCAGCUUUACAAAUAACAAUAACAAUGCUUAUGCAACAGCGUAUGCUAAUGGCUCAGCUGCUCCUCCACCAGCAGCAGCAGCAACGGCGACGUCGACAGCUCCGCCACCUGCUAUGUUUGCGCCACCGCCCAUGGCAGCGACGCCCACUUCAGCAGCAGCGCCAAUGCCACAAAGCGUGCCCAGCGGAAUGAAUCAAAUGACACUAAACAGCGCCAGCUUGGCGGGAUUGCCACAUAUGCCACCGCCAUUGAAGAAUGCAGCUGGACAGCCACCUCAGCCUCAGCCUGCUGCGCCGGCACCAGUUUCUGCUCCCAAUGCUUUUGGCAGGCCACCAGCUGCAGCGCCAGCCUUUGGCCAACCUGGCAUGCCACCUCAGUCGCAGGUACAGCCCAUGCCUAGUGCUUAUGGUGCGCCUCCUCUUACAUCAGCAGCGCCAGCUGGUCAGCCGCAAAUGCCGCCGCAGCCAACUCCAGCUGCUGCGCCCAAUGCCUUUGGCAGACCACCAGCUCCUUCGCAAGCUUUUGGACAGCCCGGCAUGCCGCCGCAGUUGCAGCCACAGCAGUCCUUUGGUGCACCUCCUCCAGCAGCAGGCGGCUUUCCAGGCCAGCCACCUAUGCCACAACAACAGUCCUUUGGUGCACCUCCUCCAGCAGCUGGAGGUUUUCCAGGCCAGCCACCUAUGCCACAAAUGCAGCCACAGUCCUUUGGUGCACCUCCGCCAGCAGCAGGCGGCUUCCCAGGCCAGCCACCUAUGCCACAGCCAGGCGGCUAUCCAGCUUAUCCACAACAACAGCAGCAGCAGCCCGGCUAUCCGCCACAACCCGGAAGUUAUCCAGGUCAGCCCGGACCUGGACGUCCUGGCUUCAAUCAACCUCCUAUGCCUGGCGGCUAUCAGCAGGCGCCGCAGCCACGUCGCCUGGAUCCCGACCAGAUGCCCAAUCCCAUACAGGUGAUAACGGAAAAUCAGCAGACAGCGGGCGGCGUGUUUAUGACCAAUCAGCCAGGCUUGCUGCCACCACUGGUGACCACCAAGUUCGUGGUGCAUGAUCAGGGCAAUUGCUCGCCACGUUAUAUGCGCUCCUCGCUUUACUGCGUGCCCAACACUGGGGAUUUGCUCAAGACUACAGCGUUACCACUAACAUUGAACAUAUCGCCGCUGGCACGCCUGGAGGAGGGUGAAAUGGAGCCACCGAUUGUGAACUUUGGUGACAUGGGUCCCAUACGCUGCAAUCGCUGCAAGGCGUACAUGUCGCCCAACAUGCAGUUUGUGGAUGCGGGCAGACGCUUCCAGUGCAUGAUGUGCAAGGUGACGACAGAGGUGCAUCCGGAUUAUUAUCAGCAUUUGGAUCAUACGGGUCAGCGUGUGGACAAGCAUGAGCGUCCCGAGCUGCUGCUGGGUAGCUACGAAUUUCUGGCUACGAAGGAUUAUUGUCGCAAUAACACGCCACCUGAAGUGCCCGCUUUUAUUUUUAUACUCGACGUCAGCUACAACACCAUCAAGUCCGGCCUGGUGCAUUUGCUCUGCUCGCAGAUCAAGCAUAUACUCAAGCAUCUGCCGCUGGAUCAGGGACAGCAAAAGUCGCAGGUGCGCGUUGGAUUCAUUACCUACAACAGCACUGUGCACUUUUAUAAUAUAAAGAGCAGCUUGGCGCAGCCACAGAUGAUGGUCGUAGGCGAUGUGCAGGAAAUGUUUAUGCCGCUGCUCGAUGGUUUCCUCUGUCAUCCGGAGGAGUCAGCAGCGGUUAUUGAUGCGUUGAUGGAGGAGAUUCCACGCAUGUUUGUAGACACCAAGGAAACGGAGACUAUACUUUAUCCAGCUAUACAAGCGGGUCUGGAGGCGUUGAAAGCUUCGAAUGCCAGCGGCAAGCUGCUGGUGUUCAGCUCCACGCUGCCCAUAGCUGAGGCGCCAGGCAAGCUGAAGAAUCGCGAUGACCGCAAGCUGCUUGGCGGCGACAAGGAGAAGACCGUGCUGACCCCACAGACUACAGCGUACAAUCAGCUGGGCCAGGAGUGCGUGCAGCAAGGUUGCUCCGUCGAUUUGUUUGUCUUCAACAAUGCUUAUAUCGAUAUAGCCACCAUUGGUCAGGUGCCGCGUCUAACUGGCGGCGAAGUCUACAAGUACACCUAUUUCCAAGCGGAGCUCGAUGGCAAGCGUCUGAUCGAGGACAUCAUAAAGAACGUUUCGCGUCCCAUUGCCUUCGAUGCUGUGAUGCGUGUGCGCACCAGCGCCGGCAUGCGUCCCACUGACUUCUAUGGACACUUCUUCAUGUCCAACACCACAGACGUGGAGCUGGCCAGCAUUGACUCCAGCAAAUCAGUCAGCAUUGAAAUCAAGCAUGACGACAAGCUGGCGCCGGAGGAGAAUGUCUAUAUCCAGGUGGCACUGCUGUAUACAUCCUGCAGUGGUCAGCGACGUUUGCGCAUUUUAAAUCUCGCCUUGCGUGUUACUGUCACCAUUGCGGAUGUAUUCAAGAGCUGCGAUCUGGAUGCCAUGAUGUUGUUCUUUGCCAAGCAGGCGUGCUUCAAGCUCAUGGAGCAUACGCCCAAGCAGGUCA
This is a messenger RNA of Drosophila busckii, 3247 nucleotides long. RefSeq names its product protein transport protein Sec24C (gene Sec24CD). Gene Ontology annotation, cellular component: COPII vesicle coat; endoplasmic reticulum exit site. The transcript has 6 exons. The record is from RefSeq and is a predicted model, not a curated record. NCBI's taxonomy places the organism in Eukaryota, Metazoa, Arthropoda, Insecta, Diptera, Drosophilidae. Gene Ontology annotation, biological process: COPII-coated vesicle cargo loading; intracellular protein transport; endoplasmic reticulum to Golgi vesicle-mediated transport. Gene Ontology annotation, molecular function: zinc ion binding; SNARE binding. The annotation marks the transcript as partial.